UAUGCCGAGUGAUGAAGAACUUGUGAGGGAUUAUUUGAGGAACAAAAUAUUGAAGAAUCCAAUUCCAGCAGAUCCAAUAAAAGAUAUUCAAAUUUCUGAGUUAUUUCAAAACCCUCCAAAUUGCCUCGUGCCACGUAACUCUUCCGAUAGAGAAUGGUAUUUUUUCAUUCCUUUAGGAGAAGGCUUCGAUCAAAAGACAAACGAAAUACAAUGUGUAGGCAAUGGCGAAGGGUUUUGGAAGUUCGUAGGCGAUUCAUAUCCAAUCCGAUCUACUCGAGGAGAAGUCAUAGCUUUAAAGAAGGAAUCUGUGUAUUUUAGAGGACGUAUUACAAAACCAAAGAAAACUCAUUGGGCAAUGGAACUUUACCAAUUACCCCUGGAGUGUUGGAACAAUUUUAAACUGAAUCAGCAAUCGGUAGAAAGGUGGUCGGUGAUUAAAAUUAGAAGAGGAAAGAGUUACGAUCCAGAUUAAAUGAAAUAAUUUUUCAUCAUCAACAUUCCA
Momordica charantia (bitter melon) is the source of this 502-nucleotide messenger RNA. The record is from RefSeq and is a predicted model, not a curated record. NCBI's taxonomy places the organism in Eukaryota, Viridiplantae, Streptophyta, Magnoliopsida, Cucurbitales, Cucurbitaceae.